AUGGAUAUUCUGGGACCUUUUCCACUGUCCAAGACUGGGAAUAAAAGUAUUGUGGUAGCCGUAGAUUACGUCACCAAGUGGGCGAGGACUCGAGCUCUACCUUCAGCAGAUGCGUCGGAGGUAGCAGAUUUUUUGGUGAAAUUUGUGCUGUUAAGACAUGGAGCUCCACGCCAGUUGACGACCGACCAGGGGCGUUGCUUCACUGCUGAGGCAAAUGGUUUGGUGGAAAGGUUGAACCGCACCCUAGCUGACAUGCUGUCCAUGUAUGUUAGCUCCGACCAUAAGGAUUGGGACGAGUCGUUACCUUUCGUAACGUUCGCUUACAACACCAGCCGUCAUGAAAGUACGGGACGCACUCCAUUCUACCUGGUGUACGGAAGAGAAGCUGUUCUCCCCAUCGAUGGCGCUCUGAACGCGGAUCCCAAUUUGGUACACCCGAGUCCAUUAAUAUGUGCCCCCUCGGAAUGGCGGGAAAACUUUAGCACCGCUGUAAAUUUCGAAGACGGAUAUGCGAAAAGAAUCGCUAAACAUUUAAAUAUCCAUAAGGUAUCGGUUGUCCGCUGGAUUGAUCGUUACAAAGAAAGAAAAAAUUUAGAACCUAAAUUUAAUGUUAAUGGUCAGCCUAGACAUACGACGGAAAACGAAGAUUUUUUAUUAGCUUGUUCAGCGGUUCUUAACAAUUUCAGAAAUUCUCGGGAUAUUGCGGCACAUGUCAGACUUGAUCAUUUAUCAAAGAAUUCCAUUACGAGGCGGCUGAACAACUGUGGGAUGAAUUCACGUAUUGCUGCAGUUAAGGACAUUCUAACCGGUGAACAUCGAGCAGCAUGCUUACAUUUCGCAAGGCGAUACGUUCAUUACCCAUUAGAAUUUUGGCGAUGGGUAGUUUUCACGGAUGAAAAAUCAUGUUCGGCAAUUCACAAUGCACGGCAUACUAGAGAAUGGCUAGCUUUGCAUCCACAGCUCAUUGCCCUAGAUUGGCCGACGAAAGGUGCAGAUACGAACCCGAUUGAAAAUAUUUGGGGUUAUCUCGUCUGCAAAUUAACGAAAUCUAGAACCGGAGACGGGUUGCCGUAUCACGCGCGUGAUGCCAACAACGCUAAUUUGUUAUUUGAAUUAGUGCGCAAUGAAUGGGAAAAACUUGCUGAUAACGAGAACAUUCUUCAACAUUUAAUUGAAAGUAUGCCAGAACGUCUUCAGAAGGUUAUUGAUGCUGAAGGUGGAUGGACAAGAUAUUAACAAAUAAGAAA
This is a messenger RNA of Daphnia magna, 1247 nucleotides long. RefSeq lists its product as uncharacterized. Gene Ontology annotation, molecular function: nucleic acid binding. NCBI's taxonomy places the organism in Eukaryota, Metazoa, Arthropoda, Branchiopoda, Diplostraca, Daphniidae. Gene Ontology annotation, biological process: DNA integration. The coding region runs from base 1 to 1236 and encodes 411 amino acids. The transcript is spliced from 5 exons. The record is from RefSeq and is a predicted model, not a curated record.